AUGGAAGUGAUAGCCACAGACAGUGCUCCUGACGCCUAUCGGCUGACUGGGACUGCAUCCGUAGAAAUCGAGAUCGCCGACGAAAUCGACGAGGCGCCCGAGAUCACGGUACUCUUGUUGCAGCCCGACCGACCGCCAGCUGCCAGCCGCUUCGUCUUGUCCACACACGAGACAGACUCUAGUGGAGGCGGCUUCGCCAGGUCGUCGGGCCCAUCGGGGUCAGGAGUCGACACAACCAGCCUUCAUCCGGGCCCACCGACUAGAGCUGGAUCCAAGCGUGGCCACAAAGCAGACGAACAAAGCCUUAUGGUCUACAUCCUGGAGAAUCCGGUAGCUGGGAUGCCCAUCGCCUAUGUACAGGUGAGUGUUUCGCCACCACCUCUUUCAACGGUUCCCAAUAGCUUCGUUCUCGGCCCCAAAUGGUAA
Molecule: messenger RNA, 426 nt
Organism: Protopolystoma xenopodis
Lineage: Eukaryota; Metazoa; Platyhelminthes; Monogenea; Polystomatidea; Polystomatidae
Source: the annotation of a GenBank genome assembly